UCUCUCUCUCCCCGUCUUUCUCCAUUUCUCUCUGUAACAAUGUCGGGUCACUCAUCAGUUACUUUGCAGAAUUCUUAAUUCAAAGCCCCAGAACAAGCGAACUACUAGUUGAUAUUGGAAUCUGUUGUGCAUUGAAACCAGAAAUCGCGAGGGAAAAUAAAUAGGAGAAAUAGAUGAUCGGUACGCGAGGUAAUUAUAUUAAUCUGACCGAAACGGUCCUGGAGUUUAUGGUGCCGUCAUGGUGGGAGGUCCAGGUAACGAUGGCUGCGUCUGUAUUCGUGAUCGUUGCCUAUUGGUUCUUUACGUAUCGUGGCGGAGGUGUUGAUGGCGGUUUUGACCGAUCGCAGCUCGUGGAAAAUUCCAACUCCGGAGAUAUUUAUGAUAGAGACAAGAUGAGCCUGUUGAAAGGAUAUCCUCCAUUGAACUCUGCAUAUAUAAUCAAGGUUGAAUUGUUGGCUGCUAAGAAUCUUAUCGGUGCAAAUCUAAAUGGGACAUCGGAUCCUUAUGCUAUUAUUACUUGUGCUUCAGAGAAGAGAUUCAGUUCGAUGGUUCCUGGUUCAAGAAAUCCUAUGUGGGGAGAGGAGUUCAAUUUUUCUGUAGAUGAGCUUCCUGUUCAGAUUAAUGUGACAAUUUAUGAUUGGGAUAUAAUUUGGAAAAGUGCUGUUCUUGGUUCUGUAACUGUUCCUAUUGAAAAUGAAGGUCAAACUGGUGCAGUAUGGUAUACUUUGGAUAGCACUCUUUCUCACGUUUGUCUCCACCUUAAAACGAUAAAGCUUCCUGAGAAUUCUUCUAGGGUUAUGAAUGGCUAUGCUGGAGCUAAUGCUAGAAGAAGGGUUUCUUUGGAUAAGCAGGGGCCAACUGUGGUUCAUCAAAAGCCAGGGCCUUUGCAAACAAUAUUUAAUCUCCUUCCAGAUGAGGUUGUUGAACAUAGCUAUUCAUGUGCGCUUGAAAGAUCAUUCUUAUAUCAUGGCCGUAUGUAUGUCUCAACAUGGCACAUAUGCUUCCACUCGAAUGUUUUCUCUAAGCAAAUGAAGGUUGUUAUUCCAUUUGGAGAUAUAGAUGAGAUACGUAGGAGUCAACAUGCAUUCAUCAAUCCUGCCAUAACAAUCAUUCUUCGGAUGGGUGCUGGUGGGCAUGGUGUACCUCCACUUGGAAGUCCAGAUGGUAGAGUCAGGUAUAAAUUUGCAUCAUUUUGGAACAGGAAUCAUGCACUAAGAGCUUUGCAACGGACAGCAAAGACCUACCGUGCAUUAUUAGAAGCUGAGAAGAAGGAGAGAGCAGAAUCAGCAUUGCGUGCACAUAGCAGCUCUACAAGAGGUAGUGAAAAACAAGCCAAGAUUCCUGAAGAUGGUGCGUCCAAAACUGAAAGACUUCAACCUUUCAUCAAAGAGGAGGUUCUUACUGUUAUCUAUAAUGAUGUUUUUCCAUGCACUGCUGAGCAGUUCUUUAAUAUAUUGCUGAAGGAUGGUUCUAGUUUUACAAAUGAAUAUCGAUUGGCACGGAAGGAUAGUAACCUAAUUAUGGGACAAUGGCAUGCUGCAGAUGAAUAUGAUGGUCAAGUAAGAGAGAUAAAAUUCCGAUCACUUUGCAACAGUCCUAUGUGUCCUCCAGACACAGCAAUGACUGAAUGGCAGCAUUCUGUUCUAUCAGUAGAUAAGAAAAAACUUGUUUUUGAGACCGUGCAACAAGCGCAUGAUGUUCCAUUUGGGUCAUACUUUGAGAUUCACUGUCGUUGGUGCUUGGAAACGAAAACUGAAAGCUCAUCUACUAUAGAUAUCAAAGUGGGUGCACAUUUUAAGAAAUGGUGUGUGAUGCAGUCCAAAAUAAAGGCAGGAGCUAUCAACGAGUACAAGAAAGAGGUGGAUGUAAUGUUAGAAACAGCACGUUCAUACAUCAAGUCACAUUUUUCUGUUGACGAGACCAACAAACCCUCCUCCUCCUCCUCCUCCUCUGUAACCCAAGAGGUAACUAGCUAAAUACUUUACAGGCUGCCGGUCAUGACAUGGUUUCUUCAAUGUUGUGAUGUUACUUGUAUCAUUCCAUGUGCUUAAUUUUCUCUACUUUGAUGACAUUUAUUUAUACGGAGAGCCUCUUUAAGGUUUAAUAGUGAACGGCAAUAGGCGCUUAAUGUGAAAACCGCACCCUGUCUCGUUAGAAGAGAAGUAGUGGUGUGUGUUGGUUCUUGUAAUUCUUUUCUGUAAUGGAAAAUCUCAGCAUAUAUUCGGAACACUGCGUAAUCAAAACCUUCUAUAGAGAAACGAUCUUGUUUAAUGUCGGUUUUCAUGUAAAUAAAAGGACGAGCUCAUUUUCUUUA
This is a messenger RNA of Carica papaya (papaya), 2314 nucleotides long. The record is from RefSeq and is a predicted model, not a curated record. Lineage: Eukaryota; Viridiplantae; Streptophyta; Magnoliopsida; Brassicales; Caricaceae.